AUGGUAUUUCUGAAUGAUAAGGUCAAAGUUACGAGCCGAGGGUCAGGCGCAGGACGUGUCAAUGGUUUUACUGAACUAUACCUCAAAGCACUAGCCCAGAAGGGCUUCUCCUUCUGGAAGACCAAGGGCCCAAAGUGGCAGCCUGACAUUCAAUCUCCCUUUGCCAUGAGCUUCAGCAUGGGCAGAGGAGCCAGGAAGAAAGAUGAAGAUUCCGUGACUGAAGUGGGAGAAGGAACAGAUGAAUGGACACAGUCCAAAAUUACAGUUAGACCUCCUGACCAGCUGGAUUUGACUGAUUUGGAGCUAAAGGAGGAAUUUACCCGAAUCCUGACAGCCAACAAUCCACAUGCACCCCAGAACAUUGUCAGGUACAGCUUCAAAGAAGGUACAUACAAGCCUGUUGGCACUGUGAACCAAAUGGCAGUUCACUUCAGUCAGGUUGGGAACCUGGUCCCCAAAGACUCAGAUGAAGGCCGGAGGCAGCACUUCCUGGAUGAGCUGGCAGCAGGUUCUCAGGAGUCUGCCAAGGCGGUGAUUACAGAAACAGAAAACCUGGAAGAAGAGGAGGAGCCCAAGGAACUGGAAACUGGCAGCCAAACGAACACAGAGGUGAUUGAAGCAGUGAUUGAGGAGGAGCUGCUGGCACCAAGGCAGCCACUGGAACGUAAGCUCACCAACAAGUUCAACUUCAGUGAAAGGGCUUCGCAGACCUUCAACAGCCAGCUUCGGAACCGAGAGUGCCAGAUGGAGCCUCCUCCCAGGGCAAACUUCUCAGCCACGGCCAAUCAGUGGGAAAUUUAUGAUGCCUACAUGGAGGAGCUUGAGAAGCAGGAAAAGACCAAAGAGAAGGAGAAGACAAAGACUCCAGUAACUAAAAAAGUGGGGACUAUGGCUCUAAAGAAGAUGGCCUCAAUGGAGUCACAGAGUGAUGACAUUACCAAGGUGGCACAAGCUGCUAAAAUCGUGGAGAGGAUGGUCAACCAGAACACAUAUGAUGAUGUUGCUCAAGAUUUUAAAUAUUACGAGGAUGCAGCAGACGAAUACCGGGACCAGGAGGGGACCCUGCUGCCACUCUGGAAGUUCCAAAACGACAAAGCCAAGCGCCUGGCUGUCACCGCCCUCUGCUGGAAUCCCAAGUACAAGGAUCUAUUUGCCGUGGGACAUGGCUCCUACGACUUCAUGAAGCAGAGCCGGGGCAUGCUGCUGCUGUACAGCAUGAAGAACCCCAGCUUCCCUGAGUUCAUCUUCAGCAGUGAGAGCGGCAUCAUGUGUCUGGACAUGCACAAGGACCACCCGUACCUGGUGGUUGUGGGCCACUAUGACGGCAACGUAGCCAUCUACAACCUUAAGAAGCCCCAGUCCCAGCCCGCCUUCCGCAGCUCAGCCAAGUCGGGCAAGCACACAGAUCCUGUGUGGCAGGUCCGGUGGCAGAAAGACGACAUGGACCACAACCUGAACUUCUUCUCUGUGUCCUCUGAUGGCAGGAUCAUGUCUUGGACACUGGUGAAGAGCGAGCUGGUGCACACUGAUGUCAUCAAGCUGAAGGUCCAAGGAAACGGCUCUGAAAACCUGGAGGGCUUGCAGCUGCACACAGUAGCCUGUGGCACUGCCUUUGACUUCCAUAGAGUGAUCGACUACCUGUUCCUAGUAGGCACCGAGGAGGGAAAAAUCUAUAAGUGCUCGAAAUCCUACUCCAGCGAGUACCUGGACAUCUUUGAUGCCCACAACAUGGCAGUAGAUGCCCUGAGCUGGAAUCCGUACCAUACCAAGGUCUUCUUGUCCUGCAGCUCUGACUGGACUGUGAAGAUCUGGGACCACACAGUCAAGACCCCAAUGUUCAUCUAUGACCUCACUGCUGCCGUGGGGGACGUGGCCUGGGCCCCCUACUCUUCCACAGUGUUUGCAGCCGUCACCACCAAUGGGAAAGCUCAUGUGUUUGACUUGUCCGUCAACAAAUAUGAGGCCAUCUGCAGCCAGCCCGUGGUGGCCAAAAAGAAGAACAAGAUUACACAUGUGCAGUUCAACCCAAUCCACCCCAUCAUCAUUGUGGGUGAUGACCGUGGGCACGUCACUUGCCUCAAGCUCUCCCCCAACUUGCGCAAGAUGCCCAAGGAGAAGAAGGGGCAGGAAGUGCAAAAGGGCCCAGCUGUGGAGAUUGCAAAAUUUGACAAAUUGCUGAACUUGGUGAGGGAAGUGAAGACUAAGACCUGAGGCCUGAUCUGUCCCUCCCAUUUCUUGAACUCUCAGUACUUGUGGUCCCUUAUCCAGACCCCAGGCCCUGACUGCAUCCCCGAUAUGUAAUUCCAUUCCUGGUCAUGCUUAGACAGAAUUGCCUUUUGCACUCUGUCCCAGCACCUCUCUAGAGAACCUGGCCCUCCACUCCAGUGGUCCACUCCCACCACUGCACAAAUAAACCUUUUCAGAAGCCUCA
Molecule: messenger RNA, 2431 nt
Organism: Suncus etruscus (white-toothed pygmy shrew)
Lineage: Eukaryota; Metazoa; Chordata; Mammalia; Eulipotyphla; Soricidae
Gene: DNAI1
Product: dynein axonemal intermediate chain 1
Exons: 21
Coding region: 1-2211 (736 amino acids)
Biological process (GO): outer dynein arm assembly; cilium movement
Cellular component (GO): outer dynein arm
Molecular function (GO): dynein heavy chain binding; dynein light chain binding
Source: RefSeq, a predicted model, not a curated record